UUAUCAACUGGGGCUCGUUAGCUUUCAAACAUGGCUGUGUUGUGGAGAUUCUCGAGAGUCUCGAGACAUUUAUUGCUUAGAAAUACGGGAUUUUGGGAGGAGAAUAUUGUCAGGGCAUUUCGUACUGUUGUGCAGGAACCGAAACCCACGAGAGGAAUUUUGAAGACGUGUUUGAUCAGUGCUGUUGUUGGGAGUGCUAUCGGUGCAGGUUAUGCCUUCCGGAAAAUCGAAAGGGACAGGAAACAUCUCGAGAUGGAGGGGCACGAGAUUGCGACGGAGAUUCUCAAGUAUAAACCUCCUAUACCGGCCUCGAGACAGGCACUUUCUCCGGUGGAUUCCACCGGUCUGAAACUCACGCUUUUCCAGUAUCAGACGUGUCCCUUCUGCUGCAAGGUUCGAACCUUCCUGGACUAUUACGGAAUCUCCUAUGAUGUUGUGGAGGUGGACCCAGUGCUCCGAAAGGAGAUAAAGUGGUCGAAGUACCGAAAAGUUCCGAUAUUACUUGCGAAAGUUGAUGGCGGAUAUCAGCCGCUCAAUGACAGCUCGAUGAUCGUAUCGUUAUUAGCCUCCUACCUCAACGACAAGAGUCACAAGAUCAAUGAACUUGCGACGUAUUUUCCCAAUAUUGCUGUCAAUGAUGAGAAAGGUUACAGAGAGGAAAUAGUCAAUAAGUAUUUUUUGAUGUAUCAGGGAUCUGUUCCCAAAGACAGGACACUCGACGAUAUUGUGGAGGAGAGGAAAUGGAGACAAUGGGCAGAUGACGUUUUUGUCCACACAUUAUCUCCAAAUGUGUACAGAACUAUUCAAGAGGCCUACCAGACAUUCAAUUGGUUCUCUGAGAUUGGACGAUGGGACGAAUAUUUCCCUGCAUGGGAGAGAGCCCUAAUGGUAAACGUGGGUGCUCUCGCCAUGUGGAUAAUCGGGAAACGUCUCACAAAGAGACAUAAUCUAAAAACCGACGUGCGAGAGUCCCUCUACGACGAGAUCAACACCUGGUUGAAUGCCAUCAGUGCACGAGGCGGACAAUUCAUGGGAGGAAACAACCCAGACCUCUCGGACCUCGCGGUCUACGGCAUUCUGAGGAGCAUCGAGGGGUGCGACGCCUUCAAGGACGCUCUGCAACAUACCAAUCUGAGUACAUGGUACUCAGCAAUGUCAGAGAGAGUGAAGAACCAUAGUGGAAGUGCAUUAUUGGAGGGGUAACGAUAGUGUACAAUGUAUUAGAUAUAAAUAAAAUGUCUUGUUUCAUUCUA
Molecule: messenger RNA, 1253 nt
Organism: Diachasma alloeum
Lineage: Eukaryota; Metazoa; Arthropoda; Insecta; Hymenoptera; Braconidae
Gene: Su(P)
Product: prostaglandin E synthase 2
Exons: 5
Coding region: 31-1203 (390 amino acids)
Cellular component (GO): mitochondrion
Molecular function (GO): prostaglandin-E synthase activity
Source: RefSeq, a predicted model, not a curated record